ACAUAUAAAUCCAUCCUUGGGGACCGUGAGCCGACAGUACUCUACGUUAGGUAAAUUUUCGCGAGGUGAUAAAUAUGUUUGCAAUGAUUUUCCAUGCCAUGGGAAGGUGAGGGCAGAAAAAGAAAAUUUCCAAAAACAACUUCAAUUCUGCCCGCAUUCAGCACUCAACCACAAACGUACCUCACACCACAAGGAAAAGGCCCAUGACCUCUAUACUUAGUAUCUGAAUGAUUUAAGAAUGAAGAACACCUGUGCCCUCCAUGGAGUACACUACCAGAGGGGUCUGUGGGCAGGAAGGGUGCCGUGAAACUCGGUAUUAUCUCGACAAUGGGCUCUGGUUCUGCCGACGGGGUCAUCAGCAAGAGGGCCGGCAAGUUGAAGAAGAGCCCGACGACUUUGGGACACAGGGCAAGACGAAUCGGGUGAAGAAGGCCGCGACCGAAAAGGGUGCAAAGACAUAUCGUGGCCGACAGGCUUACAGCCUCUUCCUGCAGGUGUAUCAGUUGAUCCUCUGGAAGCAGUGCCAUGCCUUGGUGCAAAGCCGAGGGUUUCCGGCGCAACUUGAGCAUGUUGUCCGUGACCUGUGGGCUCUUCGUCUGGAAACCUAUUCGGAAAAGAUAAAAAAUCCAUCCGAAGGUGACGAGGAGACCGAGUUCUUCAGCUCACAGCCCACCGCGGACCAGGAGGAGCCAGACCUCGUUAGAUUUGGCGGGAAGAAUCUGCAAUGGCCCCGACUUGUGGACUCUGUCGGUCUCUGCUAUCUAGGGGCUUUCUUAAUGCGCCUUCCAGUCAGUGUUGCGGACUUUCAUCGGAUGAUCAUGUCCGGAGAUAUCCCUUAUAUUCGCGUAACACGCUCAAUCCCCCGUGAAAUGAGAGAUAAAUUACCUCAGGAGUAUCUCUCAAUAAUCGAGACCACGAGGUUGCUGAAAGCCGAGCACCUCCAUAAGGCUGUGUUGCAAUUGUCACUUCUUUAUCGCCACAAGUUUGGCGUACACUUCCCAGCUCUAAAUCUGCCCCCGAUACUAUAUCACUAUAUUAGGAGACUAGCUCUUCCAAUUGACAUCUACUCCUCCGUGAAAAGACUGCAGGAUCUUCUAGGGUUUUCCUUCGAGUUCCCGAAAGGUCUUACCGGCAGAAGUAGACCUCAUGACCUACCUGAAAUCCAGUUGAUCAGCCUCAUAGUUAUAUCGACUAAGUUACUUUUCCCCUUCGACGACCUUAAGAGAUACCCUACCUCGGCAAAAGAACCCACCACGCAAGUCAUCGAUUGGAAGCUCUGGGCCCAAACCCAGAGACAUUUCGAUAGCCGAGAAACCGCAAGGGGCAGAAUUGGCAAAGGUAAUGAAAUCUUAGUGAAUGAGCGUGAUGUGUUCAACAUGACACCGAGUCAACUGGAUGAGUACAUGAGUUGGUACGAGAACAACUGGCUCGACAAUAGUAAAGCGUCAAAUCCAUUAAGCGAGCUAUUUCCCGUUGGGCCAACCAGCACGGACUCUCAAGAAGUAGCAGGCCCUCCGGACGAAGAUGACGAGGAAGCUAUAGGCUCAAUGCUACGAGCAGUUACACAACAACUUAAGUCGCGGAAAGUUAUCGCUGAGGAUGACUUGGAUAUCCCUCGGCCAGGGUCAAUGUAUGUGCGAUAUAGAAUGGAGUCUGAUUUGCCCGAGAAUGCGCGGCCUUUCUACGAAACGGCAGCAAAGGUGGUUGGGGUAUCAUUAUCUACCCUCGUUCGAGCUGUCUCCCAAGCAGAAUAUAAGAUUAUGCGAUGGCUGGAAGACCAGAGACGCAUUGAGCUUUAUGGAGAUGCUUCGGGCAUGGAGUUUGCGAAAUUCGAUAGCUCUGAUGAUAUGGGUGAACAGGAUAUGACCGAUUCGGAUGACAGUUCUUGAUAUUACGACCUCCAUAUAGGGUAUUACCUCCCUGUCAUAUCUAUCGUUCGAUGCUAUCAAUGUCAAUAAAAGUAGAACUAGCAGAACACCUUACGGUCGCAUGACAAGUCCUGAUGCAGAAUCAAGGGAGCGCUUUAAUCUACUCAAACAAGUCAUUAUCCUUGCGGUACAUGAUUAGCCCAUGAAGGACACCUGCAAUACGACGUUGGGGUAAGCAUUAUAGCGCGAAGUGCUACAGGGAAUCUGAAGCGAUUCGCCCCCCGACGGUCUGACAAAUUACCAUUAUUGCUCCAUC
Messenger RNA from Aspergillus pseudonomiae, 2184 nucleotides. Its product is annotated as TFIIB-type zinc finger domain-containing protein. NCBI's taxonomy places the organism in Eukaryota, Fungi, Ascomycota, Eurotiomycetes, Eurotiales, Aspergillaceae. The coding region runs from base 261 to 1889 and encodes 542 amino acids. The record is from RefSeq and is a predicted model, not a curated record. Gene Ontology annotation, cellular component: RNA polymerase I core factor complex; RNA polymerase transcription factor SL1 complex. Gene Ontology annotation, biological process: nucleolar large rRNA transcription by RNA polymerase I; RNA polymerase I preinitiation complex assembly. The transcript has 8 exons. Gene Ontology annotation, molecular function: RNA polymerase I core promoter sequence-specific DNA binding.